AUGCACGCGUUGUUUGGUGAACAAAGUCCUUAUACCUACCGCGGAGGUGCUACCGGCGGAUAUUCCGCGGGUGUGACACCUUAUGCCUACGAACAAUACAGAUACGGUUAUGGUGCUCCAUAUCUUCAUCCGCACCAGCAACAUGUUGGCACCCCCAAAGAUAUGGUGAAACCACCAUAUUCAUAUAUAGCUCUGAUUGCAAUGGCGAUUCAAAACGCUCCCGACCGGCGAAUAACUCUCAACGGUAUUUAUCAGUUUAUUAUGGAGCGUUUUCCUUAUUACAGAGAAAAUAAGCAAGGCUGGCAAAAUUCAAUUCGACACAACCUGAGCUUGAAUGAAUGUUUCGUUAAGGUUGCCAGAGAUGAUAAGAAGCCCGGAAAAGGUAGUUAUUGGACUCUCGAUCCAGAUUCAUAUAACAUGUUCGACAACGGAUCUUACUUGCGACGGCGGCGCCGAUUUAAGAAAAAGGAUGCACUAAAGGAAAAGGAAGAAGCGAUAAAACGACAACAACAACUGCAACAAGCGCAAGAAGCGUUAGCUGCACAAGAAGCGCUCAGUGCGGCGGAUGCGCUUGGGCAACAGCGGGACGUCAAGCCUGAUGUUAAGCCGCGCAUCUUCGAGUGUAGACCUAAACGAGAGCCCGGUGCAGAUUGUGCACGGUACGAGAAACCUAAUGACGCUCUUGAUGAGUUUAGCGAACCACGACUGCCUUCUUCCGCGGUUUAUUGCUCACCACAACCGUAUUCAUUGGCGGCGGAGGAGUUCCGAGCGGCUACAUCAGGCUGGUAUGCAGCCCCCGAACCCCCCGUCGAACAGUUACCACCUGUAUUUAGAGAUCUCUUUGAACCACCGAGUUGUCAGCUAGCCGGUUUCCGCGGCGGUUCUCCCGUUCCUGACGCAUAUCGAGCGUCACCACCGCCACAUCAUCAUUACCGCACCUCCGCUCCAUCGUAUUACCACCAUCAAGCCUGCGUUGCAGCUGCACCCGCACCCGCUCACAAGUCCUACUGA
Messenger RNA from Pieris macdunnoughi, 1011 nucleotides. The record is from the annotation of a GenBank genome assembly. NCBI's taxonomy places the organism in Eukaryota, Metazoa, Arthropoda, Insecta, Lepidoptera, Pieridae.